ACCAGCGAUCAGGAGAGUCUUGGCACCCGAUCUGUCAGGAGUGUCCUGUCUGUAGAGUUGAGUGGUUAGCGAGUGAGUGAGUCCUCUUUCUCAUAACCAAUUCAAGAUGACGCGAAUAACACUAUACAAGUUGUUGUUCGUGGUAUAUUCAGUGGCACAGUGCCAAGGUGUUCACAUUGUUCAAGUUCCGAGCAGCAAGAACACUCCCCAGGGAGAAAAGUUAGUUGAGGAAGAGCAGCCAGUGACCAGCAGCUCUCCUUCGCAGCCAACGACCAGCUCUCCCCCGCAGCUAGAGGAACCAAAGAACAUAACAACAACUGCGGCCCCAGACCAGUGUAACUUGCCUCCAGAGCUGGUAGAUGAGAUUAAGAGCUACCAGGACACCGUCGACCAGAUCAUCGAGUAUGUGGUGCGCGGGGACUACAAGGGGAGGACAUAUGAGGUGUUGGCUGAGCUGGUAGACACCUUCGGGCCCCGCAUGACUGGGUCAGGUCAGCUGGAAGCCGCCAUUGACUGGAUGCUGGAACUGUCUGAGGCUGAAGGUCUGGAGAACACUCACACUGAGGACGUGACUGCGCCUCACUGGGUCAGAAAUACAGAGUCAGCGUGGAUGACUCAGCCACGCCUCCACCAGCUCAACAUGUUGGGUUUGGGAGGUUCUGUCGGCACCCCGCCAGAGGGCAUCAAGGCUGAGGUCCUCGUAGUGAAGGACUUUGACGAUCUACAGAAACACGCUGACCAGGCAGUGGGCAAGAUUGUGGUGUUCAACCCAGUGUGGGUGUCAUACGGGGAGACAGUGAAGUACAGGAGCCAAGGAGCAUCUAAGGCAGCUGAGGUAGGAGCUGUGGCUUCCCUCAUCCGUUCCAUUGGGCCUUUCUCCAUCAACUCCCCUCACACAGGCCAGCAGGAAUACACUGACCCACAACACAAGAUCCCUACAGCUUGCAUCACGGUGGAAGACGCUGCUAUGAUGGACAGGAUGCAGGCGAGAGGUCAGAAGAUAGAGGUGCAUCUCACCAUGGGCGCCGAGAGCUACCCAGACAUCAUCACCAGGAACACCAUCACUGAGGUCCUUGGUCACCAAGCGCCUGACGAGGCCGUCGUCGUCUCUGGUCAUCUGGACUCCUGGGAUGUGGGCCAGGGGGCCAUGGAUGAUGGAGGUGGCGCCAUGAUCUCGUGGAACUCAGCCGUGGUGCUUCAGCGGCUGGGACUGCGGCCACGACGGACCCUAAGAGCCAUCUUGUGGGCGGGCGAGGAACAAGGACUCUACGGUGGUUUUGCUUACCACAAGAACCACGUCAACGAGUCUGACAAGUUCCAGUUGCUGUUAGAAUCAGACAUUGGCACAUUUAACCCUCUUGGCCUGGCCUUCAAUGGCACCCAGGAGGCCACUUGUAUCUUGGAGGAGGUAACGAAGUUAUUACACUCCCUCAACGCUACUAAGGUGGUGAGCCCGAUGGACGGUGGACCAGACAUUGAGGUGUGGAUGAAAGAUGGUGUCCCAACAGGUUCACUCUACAAUGCCAAUGAAAAAUACUUCUGGUUUCAUCACUCCAACGGUGACACCCUCAGCGUAGAGGACUCAGAUGUAUUGGAUCACUGUCUUGCUGUCUGGACCUCAGUUGCUUAUGUCGCUGCCGAUAUGACUCAGAGGAUCCCACAUGGUCCUUCCAGCAAAGAUCCUUCACUCGAGGUGCCAAAAACCCAAAAUUAUGACACCCCAAAGACCCCACACUCACCCAGGCAUCAGUUAGGCUAAGACCCCCCCUUCACUCCUUACUUUAUAUGAGUUCCUCUCUCUUAUUAGUCUUAGGGCCAACUUAACAAGUCAUACAGUAAUAUGCUUGGUACUGUACACUCUCAACAAAAACUUCUCAAACACCUGGGCACGAUGGAUGUGAGAAUGAGCAGAAUGGGGCUUGUCAUCUCGGAAUGAUUUGAGAUUCUUCGUUCAUUUUUCAGAUUGCAUAAUACUUAAAGCGUUGGACAAUUUUUUUGGAAAGAGUUUACAACAGUCAGGUCGUAUCUCAGUGUUUACCUAAAGUGUCUUACCAGUCCUUUUUUUCAUUUGUGAAGGAAAUCCUAAAUAGACAAAUAAAUUAUAAAAUCAA
This is a messenger RNA of Homarus americanus (American lobster), 2111 nucleotides long. RefSeq names its product carboxypeptidase Q-like. Gene Ontology annotation, molecular function: metallodipeptidase activity. The transcript has 9 exons. Gene Ontology annotation, biological process: proteolysis; peptide catabolic process. Bases 107 to 1759 code for a protein of 550 amino acids. The record is from RefSeq and is a predicted model, not a curated record. NCBI's taxonomy places the organism in Eukaryota, Metazoa, Arthropoda, Malacostraca, Decapoda, Nephropidae.